Messenger RNA from Salvelinus fontinalis (brook trout), 767 nucleotides. RefSeq names its product NACHT, LRR and PYD domains-containing protein 1 homolog. NCBI's taxonomy places the organism in Eukaryota, Metazoa, Chordata, Actinopteri, Salmoniformes, Salmonidae. The transcript has 3 exons. The coding region runs from base 126 to 767 and encodes 213 amino acids. Gene Ontology annotation, cellular component: canonical inflammasome complex. The record is from RefSeq and is a predicted model, not a curated record.
AUUCCAUGUAAUAUUGAAUAAAUACAUUAGAUAAAUGACUGUUUAUUUAAUGGGCCAGUUUCCCGGACACAGAUUAAGCCUAGUCCUGGACCUUAAAGAACUUUCUAUUGAAACUUCCAUUGAGCAUGCUCUUUAGUCCAGCACUUGACUCAAUCUGUGUCCAGGAAACAGGCCCCAUAUGUAUUACUGACAUGCUUGUCCUUGUUCAGGACUCCACACACUGGCUUCAGAUUGAACCCUUGACUUCCACUGUCCAGGGAGUGACAAUGUUCAGGCACAGGACACCCAAAGGGAGUUAUGAGUGCACAGUGUCUGGGCUCCGCUGGCUGUGUGAGAGAGAUGUCAUUCUGAAGUAUCACUUCAGGAACUGGGAACCCUACAGUCAACUUCUGAAAGACAUGCAGUACACACAAGGUGGUCCAUUGCUGGACAUCACUAUGGAGUUAGGUGAACUGGAGGAAGUUCAUCUGCCACACUUUGUCUGUUUAGGGACCAACCCUUCCCUGAGGAAUGAGAUGAAGAUUCUUCAUGUAGAGGAACAUGGAGUGUCUUUAGAGGAAGUGCAUGAGGUCACCAGAUUCCAUGCUAAGAUUCUCCAUCCCAAGUUCUCAGCUGUCUCUGUUAUACUGAGCUAUAUAUUUUCUUGGAACGUAGAUGUCCACUGUGACGUGGUCCUCUAUAUGGCAGUAAAAAAGGCAACAGUAGAUUCAAGGCUGUACCUGCUCCUCAGAAACUCGAGUCAGAAAGAGGUGAGGCACUAUCAUUGA